AUGUCGGCAUCGUUGGAGGGUGGGUGGUAUCCGGGCUCUACCCAACCCAGCGAAUUAAUAAUCUUGUUCAUUGAAUCGAACUUUGAUCCAAAACCGAGCCUGCUCGGCCAUGUAUUAUCCGAAGUGAGUUUUGAGCAGAUGGUUUGGGCAUUUUUUCGCGUGGCAGGUAAGCUUUAUGAGGGACUCAAGCUUGACCCGACCGGGACCGACAAGACCCGCUGCCCUGUAAGUGUGGUCUUCGCCUCCAAAGAAAAGGGGAUUGAUACCAUUUGGGACUACCAUCGGUCAUUUCCGGACAUGGAAUUUGAUUUCCAAGACUACAUGAAGGCAACUCUCAAGAGCGCGUUUUAUUCGACUCAGCAUACAGUCAGGGGGUUUGACUGGUCCAAGGUGAACAGUGUUGUCGAUGUCGGUGGAUCUGCAGGCCACAUUAGCAUGGCCAUUCAUGAUCAGUUCCCACAUAUCAAAUUUGUUGUUGAAGACUUAGGCGAUGUAAUCCGUGACCCUCAACAGCAGUUACCACAGCGGUAUACAGAUCGCAUCAGUUUCCUUGAGCACAGCUUUUUCGACGCUCAGCCAGUAACAGCCGAUUGCUAUCUGCUUCAUUACGUCCUCCACAACUGGCCAGAUGAGGAUGCCAAGAAGAUCAUUGCUGGUCUGUCCCCUGCCCUUGGUCCAGGGAAGUGGGUUGUGAUCGCCGAUCACGUUGUACCGGAGCAAGGGAAAACCUAUCAAAGCCUUGAAGGAUUGGUGAGAGUGCGGAUAAUCGGCUAA
Penicillium griseofulvum is the source of this 774-nucleotide messenger RNA. Its product is annotated as O-methyltransferase, family 2. The transcript is spliced from 3 exons. The record is from RefSeq and is a predicted model, not a curated record. Bases 1 to 774 code for a protein of 257 amino acids. Gene Ontology annotation, molecular function: O-methyltransferase activity. Lineage: Eukaryota; Fungi; Ascomycota; Eurotiomycetes; Eurotiales; Aspergillaceae.